Molecule: messenger RNA, 9414 nt
Organism: Helianthus annuus (common sunflower)
Lineage: Eukaryota; Viridiplantae; Streptophyta; Magnoliopsida; Asterales; Asteraceae
Exons: 5
Coding region: 2207-3958 (583 amino acids)
Source: RefSeq, a predicted model, not a curated record
AUUUUAUACAACCCUGGGGAGUGGGGAGCAGUAUUACAUCGUUACACCUCCACCAAGUCUACUACCAAAUUCAUCUCACGUUGCAACCCUGGAAAUUCAUACCCUGAUCAAAACCCUAGAAAUUCAUUCCGUAAUCAAAAUCAAGAUGUCCAACAACAUACCAUUCGAAAUCCAAGCCGAAAUCUUCAAAAGGCUUCCGGUCAUAUCCUUGAUCCAAAUUCGAUCGGUCUGCAAAGCAUGGAAGUUUCUCAUCGACAGCGACGAUUUUAUCAAGAAUUACAGCGGCCAGAUGCAAUAUCUACUUGCAAGGUAUAAAGAUAAUGUAGAUUUCCAAGAAAAAUAUGUUUUAAUUGAUGAUAAUCAUACUUUCCCACAAAACAGAGUCUCCCUGAAUACUCACCAUUUGGUUAACAUGCUUAAAUAUUCUAGGAUAAUCGGUUGUUCUCACGGAUUGUUGUGUUUGUACGGUGGUUAUCAAGAGGGCCAUGAUGGUCCCCUCUCUGGAACGUGCAGAGCUGUUCUUUGGAAUCCUUCCAUUAGAAAAGCUGUUGCUGUUGCUGUGCCGAAUGUGGCGGAUAUGACGAUUUACGAAACCGGCUUUGGUUUUGGGGUUUGUCGUGAGACUAAUGACCCUAAGAUAGUCAAGAUUACACAUAUUAAUAUGAGGGGCCACAGGGAAAGUGUAACUUGCAUUCCUUGGCAAGUUGAAGUUUUUCCGUUAAGCACAGGGGCUUGGAGAAGUCCAUAUACGAGCAAUCUCCCUCGUAAUUCAAUUGAAUUUGAUUACGAUAACACGGUGGUUAUAUAUGGAAUGCUUUAUUGGCUUGCUACUGAUAGGAUUACUGCUGAUGGUGGAUUUCAGUCUUAUAAUAAUCUGAUUAUUUCAUUUGAUAUGACAAGUGAAGAAUUCCGAGAAGUAAACCUUCCGGACAGUUUAGCACACCAGUCGAUUGAUGGUCUGUCAAUUUUAUAAGCUGAGAGAGUCUCUUGUUGUGCUUGAACGCGAUGUAGAGGCCAAUAACCUAGUUUUUCGUGUAUGGACGAUGACGGAUGUUGUUCCAAAAUUGUUUACAAAGUUAUUCACUAUUGAUAUACCAGAUAAUGUAUCAGAAGUUUAUGUAACGGGAUUUAGGAAGACAGGCGAACCUAUAAUUGAUAGUUUACCACGCCAUCCUGAGUGGACUGGAUCACUUGCUGUUUAUGAACCAUGCUCAAACUCUAUCAAUAGCCUUGGGAUUGAUGGAAGAGAUUUUUCACAUUAUGUGUAUUCCUACAUCGAAUCACUACUUCUGCUUUGAUCAGUCUGUUUUUUUUACAUUUAUGAAAAAGGUAACGGCCAACUGAAGAGCUAAGGACAAAAGGAUUUUGAAGCAUACAAGCAAGCCACUGAAGACCCCUGUAUCAUUUUUAUUUAUUUUUGUCAAGUGAGUUACUACUACAGUUGCAAAAUAUUUAAAACUGAGACUACCAUUACCUGUUCUGCGAUUUCCAAAGAUCCAAGGAGCAGAGUUAUUUAAAAGAGAUCUCAAGCAAACAUGGUGGAUACAGAACACUGGAUGGUCUUGAAGUUCUAAAUCAAACAAGUCUCCAAAGGACCAAAACAAAUAUAAUGCAUGGGUCAAUGGCAGACACUGAUUUCUUUAUUAGGACAUUAACACAAGAGGGCUUGUCAUGUUGGAUUCUCUGUAUUCUUUCAUUUCAUACAUUAAAAGGACUUAAAAUGUGCAAACAUGUCCUCAGGUGUGUACUUUUCUAUUAUCACAUGCUUGUAUUCUAUUUGUUUUGUUUAGUUGUGACUUUCUAAUUAGUGGUUGAUUGAUACGAUCCCGCUAAAAACAUAUUCACGAAGAGGAAAGAAGCGGGCCGUAGCAGAUAUGGCGGGGCAGUUCAAUUCGGUAUUUGGGCUGAUACUGGACCCUCUCGGGUCUGGGCCACAAAUGAGCUGGAAAAUGAAGGAGUGGGGAGCAGUUUACAAGUUGAAUUCCAGGAGCAGUUAUUGAGCAGUUACUAGUUUUAUUUUUCCAGUAUUUUAGCAGGCUUAUGUUAGACUUUGUUUUUUUUCUUGUUUUUGUUAAUUCUCAAGUACGUUGUACUUUGUAUCGGAGAUUUGCCCAUCUCGAAUCGGGCCGUUUCCCUUUCAAUUCAAUCAAAUUGCCUGCUCAAUUUCGAGUUUCUAUCAUUUUUGGUUCCAUUGCCGGGAAACGAAAUGGUUCAGACCCGAGGCAGUACUAAUGAUGGUCCCGGUAACCCACCCGACCAAAUUUCAACACAACUGGCUGCAAUUGUUGCCAAACUCAAGUCGAUGGAAUCCUGGAAGGAGGACAUCGAAACCCUGAAACUCCAGGAGGCCAAGCGGGAAAAAAAUCAUGGUGGUGGAAUGAGAUUUGAUGAUGGGGAACCUGGUUACUCGAAUUCUAACCGGCGACCCUACCAUAAAAUUGACUUCCCUACUUUUAGCGGUGGAGACCCAAGAGGUUGGGUGGUGAAGGCAGAAAAAUACUUCCGGUUCUAUGAUACUUCUGAUGAUGACAAAGUUGAUGUAGCAGCCAUGCAUCUCGAAGGAGACGCCUUAGAUCUCUACUCGUGGGUGUCGGCUGAGCAAGAAAUCACAUAUUGGGAGGAACUGGUUAGUACUUUGCAGAAACACUUUGGCCCUCCGGAGUUUCAAAACCCGGAUGAAUAUUUAUGUAGUAUCAAACAGACCGGUUCCGUGAAUGAAUAUCGACAGGAAUUUGCCCGUAGAUCAUCUCGUGUAUCCCAGUGGCCUGACCAUUGUUUACUUGGAGUCUUCCUCAACGAGUUAAAAGACGAGUUAAAAUCAGAUGUACGUAUUCACAAACCGCGAUCCGUUUACAAAGCCGUUAGCCUAGCCCUCGAAUAUGAAUCCAAACUUAACCACUCUAAAACCGACAGGAGAUCAACCUGGUCAUCUCAGGUGAAAUCUGAAUCCAAACCCACAAUUACCACUACUGUUCCAGCAACCACUAAAUCAAAACCGCCUAUUCGAAUUUCAGAAACAGAAAAACAAACCAGGUUUCUUAAGGGCGAGUGCUUCAGAUGUGGCGACAAGUACGGGCCGGGCCACCGCUGUAAAGCGGGCACGCUGAAGUUAUUAGAGGCCGAGGAGGAUCCCGAUGAUCAAGGCAAUGCAGAAACGAACUCAGAGGAGAAUCAAGGGGAUGCAGCUGAGAUCAGUCUUCAUGCCAUUUUUGGCAGACCGCAUCCGACCACUAUGAAGGUCCAUGGUAAGCUAAAUUCAACUGAAGUCUUAAUAUUGGUUGAUGGGGGAUCAACACACAAUUUUAUUUCUGAUGUGCUUGUAAAUGAGCUCAAAAUGGCUACACAGCCGGUGGCGCCUUUCGGUGUCCAAAUAGGGAAUGGGGAUGUGAUACGGUGCGGCCAAAUAUGCAAAAAUCUUUCUGUGCAGGUGAAUGACCUCCAGAUUGUUCAAGAUUUUUACCCUUUUUCUAUUGGAGGCGCCGAUUUAGUUCUGGGGAUUCAAUGGCUUGCUACCCUCAACACGGUACAAGCAAAUUGGAAGGAAUUAUUUAUGGUGUUCACAAUAGAUGGGAAGCGCUAUAAACUCCAAGGAAUUUCAUCAGGCCCACAGAAAUCAUCAUCUUUCCAACAUCUUGCCAUCGAACCCGAUACCGAAAUCCCAAUUCCUCCACCAUUACAGCCUUUAAUUAACCAGUACCAAACUGUUUUUGAUGAACCCAAACACUUGCCACCCAACCGAACCCAAGUCCACUCCAUACCCUUACUCCCAAAUUCCGUUCCACCUAAUAUUCGCCCCUACAGAUACCCCCACUCACAAAAAACUGAGAUAGAAAAACAAGUUGACCAACUAUUAGCUGUUGGGUUUAUCCAGCCUAGUAACAGCCCUUUUUCGAGCCCGGUUUUAUUGGUCAAAAAGAAAGACAGCUCGUGGCGGAUGUGUGUAGAUUACGGGCCCUAAACAAGCUUACCAUAGCUGACAAAUACCCUAUACCCAAUGUUGAUGAAUUGUUAGAUGAGUUAUACGGCGCCACGGUGUUUUCCAAGUUAGACCUUCGUUCGGGGUAUUAUCAGAUUCGGGUAGCUACACAAGACAUACCCAAAACAGCUUUUCGAACUCAUUCGGGCCAUUAUGAGUUCAAGGUUAUGCCGUUUGGGCUAACCAAUGCACCAUCCACCUUUCAAGCCAUCAUGAAUGACCUAUUUCGCCCUUACUUACGCCGUUUUAUACUUGUUUUUUUCGAUGACAUUUUGGUUUACAGCCAAAGUAUGGAGCAGCACAAAUUGCACUUGGAACAGGCUUUAAAGCUACUGUAUGACAAUCUGUUCUUUGCCAAAUCAACUAAAUGUUGCUUUGGUCAAACGAAGGUGGUGUUUUCGGGCCAUGUGGUAAAUUCGGAAGGGGUCAAAGUGGAAGAGGAGAAGAUUUCAGCUGUGCAAUCUUGGCCAAUCCCAUCGAAUGUCAAGGAAGUUCGGGGUUUUCUCGGGCUUACUGGGUAUUACAGGAGGUUUGUUCGAAAUUAUGGUCUAAUUGCACGACCCCUCACUGCUCUAACCAAGAAAGACGGGUUUAUUUGGUCUGAUGAAGCCCUCUUAGCUUUCAACCGUUUGAAGCAGGCUCUACUUUCCGCACCGGUAUUGAGAUUACCCGACUUCUCAAAACCGUUUGUAAUCGAGUGUGAUGCAUCUUCAGAUGGAGUAGGGGCUAUUCUCUCUCAAGAAAAUCAUCCCCCGGCCUAUUUUAGCAAAGGAUUUUCACCUUCCAACCGCUUUAAAUCCGCAUAUGACAGGGAGCUGCUUGCUUUAGUAUUAGCGGUCCAAAAAUGGAGUCAUUAUCUUCUAGGGCAGCACUUCUUGAUCCGCACAGACCAUUAUACACUGAAGUAUUUGCUGGAACAGCGGGUUACCACGCCAGAACAGCAGCGGCUUUUACUAAAGCUGAUGCCAUACAAUUUUUCUAUCAUACAUAAAUAAAGCUGGAAAAGAGAACAGAGGUGCAGACGCGUUGUCUCGCAGACCUCAGACUGGUGAGUUGUUGACAAUUGUCGUUCCGUAUUGUGUUGAAAUUGCUGAUCUAAAAGCCGGACUUCAAACUGAUCCAGCGACCAGUGCAAUUAUUCAGAAAUUACAGAAUGACCCCUCAUCUGUUGCUGAUUACUCAUUGUCAGAUCAAUUUCUGUUUUUUAAAAGGCGAAUUGUUGUUCCAGACGUGCCUUCUCUUAAAUUAAAGCUGUUACAGGAAGCCCACGACACUCCCACAGGUGGUCAUGGGGGAUUUCUUAAAACUUUUAAGCGUCUCUCUGACAAGUAUUAUUGGCCAAAAAUGAAACAGGAGAUACGGGUUUUUGUGCAGAAUUGUGUGGUGUGUCAGCAAAAUAAAUAUCAGACGUUGUCCCCUGCAGGUCUCUUACAACCGUUACCCAUCCCUCAGCAAAUUUGGGAAGAUAUAUCUAUGGAUUUCAUUGUGGGCUUACCCCGUUCUGGUUCUGCGGAUACUAUUCUGGUUGUGGUCGAUCGUUUGAGCAAGUAUGCCCAUUUUCUAUGCCUAUCACACCCUUUUACUGCUAAGGGAGUGGCCGCUAUUUUCUGUAAAGAAGUGGUUCGUUUACAUGGUUUUCCCCGCUCUAUUGUGUCAGAUAGAGAUGUGGUGUUUCUUAGUCACUUUUGGCAGGAAUUGUUUCGGUUGAGUAACACUAAAUUGCAGCUAAGUACAAGUUACUAUCCUCAAACGGAUGGACAAACCGAAGUGCUUAACCGAUGUCUUGAAGCCUACCUCCGUUGUUUCGCAAAUGAACAACCUAAAAAGUGGAGUUCCUUCUUAUCAUGGGCAGAAUACUCUUACAAUACAGGUUUCCACACUUCUACGGGUACAACACCCUUCUCGGUUGUUUAUGGUCGUGAUCCUCCCUCGUUGCUUCCCUAUGUUGUCGGGGAGACUAAAAAUGCAGACUUAGAAGAGCAACUGGUUGAUCGGGAUGCAAUGUUAAGGCUUUUGCGCAGCAAUCUUCAGAAGGCUCAAGAUCGGAUGCGGAACCAAGCAAAUUUGAAGAGACGGGAACUGACUUUUCAGCCGGGAGACUAUGUGUUUCUAAAGAUUCAGCCAUAUCGUCAAAGGAGCCUGGCCAAGCACAAAUAUGAAAAAUUAUCGCCCCGGUUCUUUGGACCCUACCGUAUCAAACGAGCGAUCGGGCCAGUCGCUUAUGAAUUGGAGCUCCCACCUGAAGCUAGAGUUCACCCGGUAUUCCAUGUGUCCAUGCCCAAACCUGCCCGAGGCUCUUUUUCGACUGAUCACGCUACCCCAUUACCUAUCACUAAGGAUUGGGUAUUGGACGUACAACCAGGUUCUAUUCUUGCCCAUCGCUGGAUUUUCGAAGCUGGUACACCAGUCUUGGAAUUACUGGUUUCUUGGCUGAGUCGCCCUGUCGAGGAAGCCACCUGGGAGUCUUAUGAUUUGCUAGCUGAGCAAUUUCCUUCUUUCCGCCUUGAGGACAAGGCGUUUUACCGGGAGGGUAGUAAUGAUACGAUCCCGCUAAAAACAUAUUCACGAAGAGGAAAGAAGCGGGCCGUAGCAGAUAUGGCGGGGCAGUUCAAUUCGGUAUUUGGGUUGAUACUGGACCUUCUCGGGUCUGGGCCACAAAUGAGCUGGAAAAUGAAGGAGUGGGGAGCAGUUUACAAGUUGAAUUCCAGGAGCAGUUAUUGAGCAGUUACUAGUUUUAUUUUUCCAGUAUUUUAGCAGGCUUAUGUUAGACUUUGUUUUUUUUCUUGUUUUUGUUAAUUCUCAAGUACGUUGUACUUUGUAUCGGAGAUUUGCCCAUCUCGAAUCGGGCCGUUUCCCUUUCAAUUCAAUCAAAUUGCCUGCUCAAUUUCGAGUUUCUAUCAUUGAUCCUUUUAUCUCGUAUGAUAAUGUAGACAUCAAAAUCAUUGUUUAAUAUAAUCAUGCACUGCGAUAAAUAUGUAAAUGCGGACAUUAAUUUAGUUUUUAUCCCCACCAUUAAGAAUUACUCACUGAAUUAUUAUGUUGAAUUCUCAGUCCCCGUGUCAUUAGUGUUCUGUAUAGGUAGUUUGCGUCAAAAAUGCAUUUUCUUAAACAAAUAGAUUCAUGAUUUUUAUGCUACUAAUUUGCAUAGCUCCUGGAUUAGCAGCCUUAAUCUCUCUAAAACCUAACUGACCAUUGUUGACUACCUGAUCAACGUCAAUGUUGACCGUUUGACGUGGGUCAACAUUGACUUCGUUGACACAGUUGCUUCCCUUUACUUCUGCAUGUAGACAGUCUGUCAAUACCCUCCAUUAUUCUGUUCCCUUUUUGAGCCGACGAAUUUCAUCCAAAUACAACCGAUACGGUCUGUAUGGAUCUCCGACUUGGCCAAACGUAGAAGAAAAAUUCAGAGGUAUCCUAAUUUAUUUUUUGGACUAAGGGGCAUCCUAAUAUUUGUUAACGGGUACACGAUACAUAAAAUGGAGAAGAAAAAGAAGUUUUGCACUUCGCUGACAAAGUUGAGGGGUAGCUCCGCCCCUAGGUGUAGGUGUCGAUCUCUGGAGUACGGGUUUCAUUUUGACUGGAUUAUUGGCCAAGGGGCAGAUCCUGGCUGGCCUGGUUUAAAAUAAGAUGACCCAAAGCAGUUGGCUGUUUUAUAAUUCCUGUAACCAUUUACUGUUUGCAUUCCAAUGGCUCAUUAACAACCAUAAUCCACAUGCUGAUCUCAUGGCAGAGUAUAAUCCCAACUUCUGACAGCAAAUAAUACAAAUCUGCAGAUUAAAAACCAUCAAACUCUCAUUUGUAUCCUGUUGACUACAGCAAGCAAUUGACUUUUUUUUCAUCUUCUAACUUUUGACUAUCAUUCUCCUUUGACUUCCUUCGAGUAUUGCUUGCAUUUAUCUGCUUCCAGCUGUUGACUCUUUGAAAUUGGACUUCUGUAUAAUGUGUCCGACUGUUGACUCCCAAUAUUAGUUGACUUUAUCCAGCUUCUGACUUUUGAAAUCUUUCGACUUCAGCCAUUUGUUGACUAUAUGUUGCAGUUGACUUUUGACUAUUACAUUAUUGAAAUUCGUGUCUAUCAAUCUUCUUAUAUCCAUUCCAUAACAAAUAUCACUUAUUCUAACCCAUGUCUAUGCAUUCACAGUUUGACCAUCAUUAACUUCUAAAUGCAUCUGACUUUUGAUUGUAAAUGACUAUAUGCUACUGUUGACUUUUUCCUUUCUUUGACCACGUUCCGAUUACUAACAACCCCAUUCCCAUACCAAUUACAACUGCCCUUUAUUAUCCAUAUACCAUACUGGUUACGUUUUAAAUUACAAACCAUGCUGCCCUUUAUUUCCUUUCUGCGUGUGCUUCUCUUUCAUUAGAUAGCCAUUAUCAGCUCAAUCCAAGUAUCGGCCGACAUCUAUUUUAUAACAUAACGAGCUGACUUAUUAAGCAAUACCAGCCAGUAGUAGUUACACUAGAUCAUUCUCCGAAACAACACGUGUCCAAAAUCUAUUAUAAAUCAGCAUAAUCAUGUAUUCAGUGGAACAAUCAUAAUCUGCUACUCAACACCAAAUGCCAAUUUUACAAAUAACCUGGCAAUAACCCCCACCCCGUACACCUUCCAACCAACCCCCAAAUCCAUUUUCCUAUAAAUACUGACUUGAUAUAAAGCUUUAAAGGCGUAGUUCACUCCUUUUCUUUUCUGCACAAUCCUGUAUAAAAUGAUGACAAAUGUCAAUAUAUUUUGAACUCUUUCCUUUCUAACUUCCCUAAUUCUCUUUCACUUGUUACACCUACCCCUUACUCUCCGCCACCACGUUCUUCUUCUUCGACAUCUAAUCUCAUCAAUGAUUCCUGUUUCAGAUUUUUAUAAUCUUGAUUUACCAAAUCUUUUCUUCAUCGAUUAAAGUCUUUCUUCAUUGUUAAAGCUCCAAUAAACCAAACAAAUGUUAUGUACCCAAAUCCUAUGCCGAUUUUCACUUCAUUGCCGCCGUUCUCGCCGCUUAACAUCGUUCUUCCACCGCCUAUCGCAUCACCAACAACGUUUCCGGCAUCCGCUAAUGGUUAAGACAAGAUGCUAUGUCGUUUCUAGGUUAUUUGAUGUCAAUGACAAUCAACUCCUGUCAUCGCAUCCUGCUUUUCGGUCUAUAAUAUUGUUUGUGAUUGAUGGCUACAAACGAGAAUCUUCCUCCAAAUGUAAUCAAGCAACUUGCUAGGGAAUUGAAAUUUUUUUAUGAAACACCACCAGAAGGAAUUGAAGUAGGAGUGAACUAUGAUAUGAAUUUUCAACAAUAUUUGCUAUAUAGAAGGCCCAUCUGGCACUUCGUAUGAAAAUGGUGUAUUUCACAUGAAACUGAUCCUGUCCCAUGAGUUUCCCCAGUCACUUCCUAAAGGUUAAGGUUUGUGAAAAAAUGUUAGAUAUGAAAUCCAUAUUCUUACUCUUUCUGUUGUUA